AUGGACUUGGCAGAAAGGACAACAAACAGAAGUGAGCAAAAAUCCAGGAAGUUUUUAAAAAGUUUAAUAAGAAAGCAGCCUCAAGACCUUCUUUGGGUAAUUGGGACUGGAGCAAGCGCUACUGUAGUGCCAGGAAUACCAGCACUGUGUUCAUGGAGGGGCUGCAUUGAAGCUUUCAUCAAAGCAGCUGAACAGUUGGAUGUGCUUCAUUCAGAAGAUGUUGCUGAAUUCUGCAAAAGGGUGAUCAGAGACAGAGACUUGCUUGUAGUGGCGCAUGAUCUUACCAGAAAGUUGUCACCAGUGAGUGCAUAUAUAACACUUACUAUUAGAAGUAACUGUGGCAGAUUUAUCGAUAAAAAGGUUCUUCAAAACUUGUAUCACACCAAAUCCUUCUUGUUUUGGGGCUGUGGAGAGACUCUGCAUGAUCAGAUAUUCCAGGGUCUCUUUCUUUAUACUGUAAAGAAUAACAUGUAUUUAGAACAUUACAUGUUGUUGCCUAAAGAAAACAAAACCCACUCUUUUAAACUCCAAACAGAUAUGCUUCUUCAUGGAAUAAAAAUAGUGUCCUAUGGGGAUUGCUUUGAAUAUUUCCCUGAUUAUGUCCAAGUUCUAACUGCUCAAACCUGCAAGCAGUGAAGUCCAGAUGCUGAUUGAGUGGACAACCCAAUACUAUUGGGUAAAACAAAUUUUUGUUUUUGUAUAAAAACCUUUGGACUUUAUGUAAGGACUAUGCAGAGAAAAUUAGGAGAAAAUAGCACAAAUCCUUCUAAGAGAAUCAAACAAUCAGAUAAUGGUAUUCUCACCACCUAA
This is a messenger RNA of Gavialis gangeticus (Gharial), 810 nucleotides long. RefSeq names its product family with sequence similarity 118 member A (gene SIRAL2). The transcript has 6 exons. The record is from RefSeq and is a predicted model, not a curated record. Lineage: Eukaryota; Metazoa; Chordata; Crocodylia; Gavialidae.